GCCAAACAUUGUUAGAUGCCGUCCUGAAUUUACUAUUUUUUCCUUCCUAUCGUUCGCCAAACAUGGGAGGAGAUGUAACUGGAUCAUUUAUUACCGCCGUCGGCGCCACUAGGACAGCCCCUUCAUACGGUGGAGGCCCGGCUGAACCUCAGUACGUUUCGGCGAAGACGUCGGUUUGGUGGGACAUAGAGAAUUGCCACGUCCCCAAGGACUGUGACCCUCACGCGAUCGCACAGAACAUUAGUUCGGCGCUGUCUAAGAUGACCUACUGCGGGCCCGUUUCCAUAUCCGCCUACGGCGACACUAAUCGGAUCCCUUGUUCCGUUCAGCAGGCGCUAUCAAGCACCGGCAUCGCACUCAAUCAUGUCCCCGCCGUUGAGGUUUAUACUUGGGCAGGUGUGAAAGAUGCGAGUGAUAAAAAGAUUCUAGUUGAUAUGUCGUUUUGCGCUGUAGAUAAUCCUGCCCCUGCAAAUUAUCUGUUGAUUUCUGGCGAUAGGGAUUUUUCUAAUGCGCUCCACCAGUUACGAAUGAGGAGAUAUAAUAUUCUUUUGGCGCAGCCUCUGAAGGCAUCUGCAGCCCUUGUUGCUGCAGCCAAGAGUGUAUGGCUUUGGAUGAGUCUUUCGUCUGGUGGUACGCCUCUUUCAAAUGGUGAAUCAACUAAACUUGCUAAUGAUCAGAAUAAUUUUAUCUCUGAAAUGUCAUUGUAUAAUCCAAUUUCUGAAAUGGUUCAGUAUAGUCAGCAGAUGGUUUCUGGUUCUGAAAAUGUUACAACGGGGCAAAAUGUAUCUAAUGCUGGAAGGAAUGGUGAUAGAAAAUACGAAGGGAAAUUUAUCAGGAAAACUCCAUAUCAGCCAAGCAAUUCAAGAGCUUCUAGUGUUCCAACAACUACCAUUCAAGAAAAUAUGAACAAUGGUUAUUCUUAUCAGCCAGAGUAUGCACAAACAAAGUCGUUUAAGAAAGCACCACAUGAAUUUUUUGGUGGUAGUGAGCCAGAUGUUUCUGCUAGCUGGUCUACGCCAAACGUUUUGCCUAGCAAUCCUAACCCUUCAGGGAGUAACAAUGCUAAUUUUGUUGGCGUUCUUCAGAAUCAUCAUCCUCAUUCGGUGAGACCAAAUAAUCUUCCUCUGCGACCAGCUUUUCCACAAGAUAAUUUCCUACCCCUGAAUUCACAAAAUCAUGGUUUCCACCCGAUACCUUCUAGAGUGGAGGGGCCUAGAUUUCCUUCCCUAUUCUCAAAUAUGCCUGAUGUUGCUAAGUUAAAUAUCUCUGAACGCUCCACCUAUCCUCAAAAUGGUAAUAAUUUUCCUCAUCAAAUUGGAGAAAACUUGAAAACAAGCUCUAUCGAGUCAUUGCCUAAUCAAACUAGCCUACAUACACCACAAAGAAGCCGUUUGUUCCACAAUGGACAAGCAAGUCAGCACGAUACUUUUACUAAUAGGUAUCCACGGGCCCCUGAAUUUCCACCCUGGCCAUCCUCAGCAAUUUCUAGUUUUACUAAUGGCGUUUGGGGAGCUGAAGGACGUUCACUUCCUUCUGAAUAUGUUCAAGGUUUUAUUGGUGUUAUCCUACUCGCAUUAAAUUAAACACACUCAAAAAAGAAAAAAAAUAUGCCUACUGAAGCAAACAUUACUGAUUGCAUUCGUUAUGGUGAUCCAAAACACUGUAAUACUAAUGUAAGGAAGGCUUUGGACAGUGCAAUUGAGCAACAAAUGGUAUUGAAGCAAAGUUUAGGAGCAAUACAGUUGUACGUAGGUAGAAAUGAGAAACUAUGGAAGUGUCAAUCUUAUUGGUGGGAAUCCUAACCAGUACCCAAAGACAACAUGGGAUGGAAUACAAA
Messenger RNA from Hibiscus syriacus, 1837 nucleotides. RefSeq lists its product as uncharacterized. Gene Ontology annotation, molecular function: RNA nuclease activity. Gene Ontology annotation, cellular component: peroxisome. Gene Ontology annotation, biological process: regulation of gene expression. NCBI's taxonomy places the organism in Eukaryota, Viridiplantae, Streptophyta, Magnoliopsida, Malvales, Malvaceae. The record is from RefSeq and is a predicted model, not a curated record. The transcript is spliced from 2 exons. The coding region runs from base 63 to 1583 and encodes 506 amino acids.